Molecule: messenger RNA, 5590 nt
Organism: Onychostoma macrolepis
Lineage: Eukaryota; Metazoa; Chordata; Actinopteri; Cypriniformes; Cyprinidae
Gene: coro2ab
Product: coronin 2Ab
Exons: 11
Coding region: 1-1509 (502 amino acids)
Biological process (GO): actin filament organization
Molecular function (GO): actin filament binding
Source: RefSeq, a predicted model, not a curated record
AUGUUAAACGAACCACACUGGACACGGUACAGACAGAACGGUCACACUUCUGAAAUGAACUGGACUUUGGGGGUCAUUCACGCUCAAGCACGGAUCAGAUCUAGUAUGUCCCAGCAUCACUCCCGUGUGAAGUUUCAUCAUGUGAUCGGGAAGGCGGCGGUGAAGGGGCGGUGCUACCACAGCCUGUCAAUCACAGGCAGCGUCCAGGACAACCAGUUCUGUGCCGUCAAUCCACGCUUCAUCGCCGUGGUGACCGAAUGUACAGGAGGCGGAGCCUUCAUUGUCAUUUCCGUCCGACAUAUGGGCCGUGUGAGUCCUCUGCAGGCACGGGUCUGCGGUCACAGUGCUCCGGUGCUGGACGUCAAGUGGGACCCGUUUAACGACCUGCGAAUUGCAUCCUGUUCGGAGGACUGUACGGUGAAGGUGUGGGACAUUCCUCCGAAUGGACUGAAGGACAAUCUGACGGCGCCCAGUAAAGAUCUGAGCACUCACAGCCGCAGAGUGUCAAUCAUCGAGUGGCAUCCAACCGCCAGAGACCUGCUGCUGAGCUCCGCCUACGACUGCAGCGUGCUGGUGUGGCGUCUGGACUCAGCCGAGACACCGGUGUGUGUGAUAAACACACACUCCGAGCUGGUGCUGUGUUUGAGUUUUAACGCGGAUGGAAGUCUGUUGGCCACGGCCUGCAAAGACAAGAAGAUCCGAAUCAUCGAGCCGCGGACUGGAAGAGUCCUGCAGGAGUCUCUCUGUCACUCUCAUAAAGUGUCCAGGAUCCUGUUCCUGUGGGAUCUGAAGAUGUUGCUGUCCACAGGAAGCUCCUGCUGGAACCAGAGACAGUUUGUCCUGUGGGAUGCGGAAGAUCUGUCUGAGCCGUUACUGGAGGAGGAUCUGGAUGGAGGUUCUGGAGUCAUUUUCCCGUUUUAUGAUGCUGACACACACAUGCUGUAUCUGGCUGGGAAGGGCGAUGGCAACAUUCGCUAUUACGCGGUCAGUGCGGUGAAACCCUACGUUCAGUUCCUGUCUGAAUAUCGCUCGGCGUGUCCUCAGAGAGGCUUGGGUGUGAUGCCCAAGCGCGGCCUGAACACCAGCGCCUGCGAGAUCUUCCGAUUCUACCGUCUACUGGCUGUCAGAGACCUGCUGGAGCCGCUGAGCUUCUGUGUGCCGCGCAGGUCUGAGGGUUUUCAUGAGGAUAUUUAUCCCAUGACCGCAGCCAAUGAGCCGGCCAUGACCGCAGACGAGUGGCUGAUGGGACAGAAUAAAGGGCCGCUGCUGAUGUCUCUGAGACCUGCAGCCGAAGUGCUUGACACCUGCCUGAGUGAACCAGAGACGCCAGCCAAUCAGAACGCAGAACGGCCUCCUGACAUCAUCGCUGACCUGCAGGACUGGACGGAGGACGACACGCAAAGCCACAACUGGACCUCGUCACGCUUCAGCCUGAACCGCAGCGAAGCCCGCGUGCCGGAGACGGAGGUCAGGGGUCAGAGGUCAAAGGUCGUGACGUUCUGCGUGUGACCCCUGCAGGAGCAGCUGAGGCAGAGAGAUGGACCUUUCUCACAUUUGCGUGUUUCUCAGCAGCGGAAGUUGUCAUAGUUGGGUUCACUUGAAGAGCAGUGAAUGGGAGAGUACCAUAAAUAUAUUUUUUGCAUUCCCAUUUGCUCAAAUAGCAAAACAAAAAUUCCACGAUAGUGUUUUCAUGACUUUCAAGAAAAGGAAAAUAACUGAGAGAGACUGAUAACGGCAGUCAGAAGAGAGAGCGAUGUAAACCUCCCACAGACGCUGCAUUAGAAACACGUUAACUCAAUUUUACAUUUGAUGCAAAGCUGAUAUAAUGCAAAGUAUAUAGUGUUGUUUUAAAAAAUCUAAAUAUAAAAAACUUUCAAGGAUUUCCUACAUCGUCACAGGGGAGAACGCUGUGACUGUCCUAGUGAAAAAUAAAUAUACUAAAAUAUAUUUGAAAUACAUUUAAUUCAUGCUAAGUAUACUACAAAUACAUUUACAUAUUUACGUACUCAAUAAAAAUGUCCCGCAUUUGUACUCCUGCUAUACUAAACCGGUACACUUAAAGUCUGCUGAAUUGGAAAAACGAAUGCACUUUAAUUGUGCGGAAGUAGUGCUGAGGUCCAACUAAAGAUAUACUGAAGUAUAGCUGAUUGCGCUAAAGUGGAAGUAUUGCAAGUAUACUUCAAUUAUUAUUCAAAAAUCAUACAAUCCUCAUCAAUAGUGUCAUCUAAACACAUUUUAGUUUUAAUAUUAAGAAAUGUGCAUUGUGCACAAGUAGUACUCUUAAUAAAGUUGAAUUAUAAUUUUUAUAUCAGUACAUCUUGAGCGAUAUGUCAGUAAAUACGUUAAUAGAGUUGAACUAUGCUUAGUAUGAAAUAAAUGUAUUUUAAAUAUAUUACUUUUUUACGAGGGUGUGAACUGCGUGUGUGUGAAGAUGAUUCAUGCGGAUUCAUACAGUUCUGUGGCUUUUGUGUUCAUACAGGUUUUGAGAUAUUUAUUUUUGUGCUGAAUUACUCCUCGUUCAGGAUGAUAAUUAUACAGUAAGCACACAGUUUUAAUAAUGGCUCUAACUCCAUGAGAACAGCGAGGUCUGUCUUCUGUGACAAUUAAAAAAAUUACGCAGAGAUUCCUGAAGGGCAAAAUGUGUUUGUCUAAAAAUGACCAAAAAAUAUUAUUCUUUCAUUUUCAGGAUUUUAACCCUUUAAAUGCCAGUUUACAGAACUCUCACACACACACACACACACACACACAAAUCAAUCAAGCAGAACUGAUUUUGGAUUAUUACAGUCUUGGAUCUGUAAAUGAUCAGCAGCAUUAUUUUUAUUUAUUUAUUUUUUUUUGUUUGUUUUUUUUGCGCAGUGUCACAGAAUUAACAAAGAAUGCAUGAUUUGACACUUAAAUGGCUCUGGGAUGAUUAAAUAUUGCUGUUUUAAUGUGUGUCACUGGGACAUUUUUGUCCUGAAGGUCCCGAGUGUCUAUUUAGUUUUUUACCUCAUGUAAAAUAGAUUUAUCAAAGGAAAUGAAGGUGAAAUAUUAAAAUUCCAAUAAAAAUACACAUUUUUGGAAAAAAUUAUGCUGAUGUUUGCAUUAAAUAAAAGAGAAAAAUGUCCCUAAGGACGCACAAGAGUUAAACAGAAAUAAGCAAGCACCCUUAAUAUUUGAAAAAGUUUAUUAAAAGACUCACGGUCCGUAACACUAAACAGUCACUAACAGACACUCCUGAUUGGUCCAUGAUCAUGAUUACAGUACAGCGAUUCUGUCCUACAUCUACUGCUCCGCAUCAGUGUUAUUGCUCGUUCACAAACACAAAACAGAUUCAUGCGCUUUAAACGACGAAAGGCUUUUCUCCUGACAGCUGAAGAUCUGAGGACUGCUGCCAAUCACGACACAAGCAAGUCAAACCGAUGAACUCGUCACUGAUUGGUCGAUUGUAUGUCGCAGAAUUUAUUUGAACUGGCUGGUUUCUACAGCUUCUGAUUGAUUGAUUGAUUGAUUGAUUGAUUGUAAACUCGCAGAGAUUUCGAUUGCCGUCUCACAGUGUCACAUCAAAAGAAGACAGAAAAUAGAAUUGCAAUAGAAUUUCUCUGAACAUGCUAACUGUUCUGUCCAGCAAUACAUAAGCUCUUAGUUGUGUGGAAGACUAGCGGAGGACCAGAGCCGUCAGCUGCAGUGCAUUCUGGGUAGUGUCUUUGAUAUGACCUCUCCUGCUGUUUGGUUUAAAGGUGGCAGUGCCAAUCAAAGCUUGACCUUUGACCUUGAUACCCUGAGGAGGACUGUAAACUCUGCUGAAGCGACCGCAGACUCUUCACCAUUAUCAUCAGAUUAGCUCCCUGUAGGGGUUUCCCAUGAGCCUUUGCAGUGUCAGACAGAUUCUGAGGAAAUCUGUACUGUUCUGGGAACUUCCUGUUGCUUUUUAAAGCGUCUCAGGGUUUGUCACAGUAUCAGACGGUGUGUGUGUGUGUGUGUGGUUUCUCGUUAGCGUUCAGUGAAGUUCAUUUUCACAGCUGCCCACAGUUUCUUUCCUGUGGUGAUGUAUUUCCUAUUGAAACAGGAAGUUGGGACACAUCAAAGCGCUCGUCCUGCUGAAGGUCAUGUGACUCUCAAAUGGAAGAUCUUGUGUUUGACCUCGCUAACAGCUAGCGUGUGUUCAUUCACGAGUGCAGAGAAAACAACUUUCACCCCAAAAUCAAAACAAUCAGAUUUAGCAUGAACAAAAGGAUUUUGUGCACAUUUGAACAUCUAAAACUCUAACUACUGUAUAAAUACUACAAAAAUAAAAAUACAAAACAGUAUAAAAAAUACUACUGUGGCGUAUAAAUACUAUCUAUCAUUGUUUUUGUCAUGCUACUGUAAUGAGAAUUUGGACUAGUUGUGUUUUAGGACAGUAAUAAUGCCACAAUGCAAAACAUUUAAUAAUGUUUUUACAGAAAACAUAAUGUCUGUGUUGCUUGUGAUUGUGGGGUGGAAUAUGAAUACAGUUGGUCAUAAGUUUACACACCCCCUGUACUGAAUCGGAUGGAUCGUAGAAAAGUCAUGUUUUAUUUAGUGCUGCCCUGAAUAAUCGAUUUCACACAACACCCUGCUGAAAAGAACAAUAGACACCAUCACAAAACUAGUAAUGGUUUCACUGGAUCUAAUGGGGCUUGUGUUGGUUUACUGGAGACUGUAACGGAGCCUGUGGGUCUCUGCUGGGAAUUGGUCUCCUUCUAUUAAAACCAAUAAAUCCUAAUGGAAUAUGUCCCAAAACACACUACAGAAAACCAUUUUUUAACGGUUUUAAUGGUUAAAAGUUGAUGGUUUGUAAUGGUAUUUGUAGUGGAAACCAUUUAAAUUUUCUGUGAUGGUUUUAUUGGGGGGUUUUUUUCAGUAGAUAUUAAAUGACGGGGGGGGGGGAUAAUAACUGAAUUGACACAAAUGACCCUGUUUGCAAGUUUAUAUGCUUGAUUCUUAAUACUGUGCCGUUACGAUGAUGAUCGGUGACUGUACUGUUUUGUGAAAGUUCAAAAGUUUUCACCCCCCGCUCUUAAUGCAUCGGGCAUCCUUCUGGAGCAUCAGUGAAUGUUUGCAGCUUUAUAAUAGUUGUGCUUUAGUCCCUCUUUCAUUCUCAGAAAUCAUACAGUCACUGCUGGGAAGAGCUCAAAUGUGCAGAAGAACUGAAGAACAGCGGACAGCUGAACUGAUCAGAGCAAGAGACUCACUGAACAUACAAACCAGUGUUAAUAUUCAAGGCUAUGUAAACUUCUGGGUCUUUUGUGUAAAUAUAGCGCCACCUUUUGGCCAUAUUUGUUUGGCUAUGAGUAAUAUUUGAAGAAUAUGCUACCGUUUGACCCAAAGAAGGGGUAUAACCGUUUUCAACUUGAUCAGUCAUACGGGAAAAAAGACUAUUUUCUUACAAUUUGAGUUUAUAUCUCACAGUUCUGAGAAAAGAAGUCAGAAUUAUGAGAAAAAUAGUCACAUUUGCAAGAAAAAAAGUAAAAAUUAAAAAAAAAAAUUAUUCAGUGGUGGAAACUACCUUCACUGCAAACAAUAUUUUCUUCCUUAGUAUUUUUGUCUUGUUUUCUAGUAUAAAUAUCUAAAAAUUUAUGUUUUGUCU